AUACAGAAUAUGAAAACAUCGCAGCCAACAUGCAAAUUAAAAUAAGUGAAGCCAAUGCUUUAGGCCUGCAGUGCGAUGGUUGGAGCAACAGGAGAAACGAAUCCAUUAUUAACUUUAUUAUCACCACUCCCACACCUAUUUUCUUCAAAACUUUCACUACUGACACAAAUCGACAUACUGCAGAGUACAUGGCCGAAAAAAUAGAAGAGGUACUAACAGAAAUAGGACCAGAAAAAUUUAGUGCUCUAGUGACGGACAACGCCAGUGCAAUGGUGAAAGCCAGGAACAAUAUUCACGAAAAAUAUAAACAUAUAUCUGUUUACGGUUGCGUCGCCCACACACUUAACUUAUUAAUAGGAGACAUCUCAAAAAUGAGAACUAUGGCUUCGAUAGAGGACGAUGUUAAAAGUAUCGUUAAGGAAAUUAAUAAUUCUCAUCUUUUACUAGCCACUUUCAAAAAGAUCCAGACUGAAAAAAAGGGGACAUCUGUACCAAUAUCGCUAAAGUUAUCCGUCAAAACUCGAUGGGGAUCAAUUACCCACAGCUUGAAAAGUCUGCUUGAUACCAAAUAUGCCCUUAAAGCUUUAGCAGUUUGUGAAACUGUGGAUACUAUAUUGAGUAAGCAAGUAGAAAGAUUAGUUUUAGAUGAAGCUGUAUUUUGGGUAAGAGUGUUAAAACUGUUCAAUUUAAUUAACCCCAUUGUUGAAUACAUAACCAAACUAGAGUCAGACAAGCCAAAACUGAGUCAAGUAGUAGAAUGUUUCUAUAGUUUGGAAAAACAUUUUCAAACAGUGUUACCUUCAAGUCCCCUUACAAAGCAAGAAGAGCAAAAUUUACAGGAAUUUUUAGUAAAAAGAAAGCGUAUUGUCAUAAACCCAGUACAUUUGGCAGCUAAUAUAUUAGACCCUCGUUUUAAUGGUGUUCAUUUGACCAAUGAAAGGUUCAUCAUGGAGGUUGGGAAGCUCAAGAUGAAGAACAACUAA
Molecule: messenger RNA, 983 nt
Organism: Acanthoscelides obtectus
Lineage: Eukaryota; Metazoa; Arthropoda; Insecta; Coleoptera; Chrysomelidae
Source: the annotation of a GenBank genome assembly